AUGGAGGUGGCGGCGGAUAGUAGUGAGAUGGUGGGGGCGACGGGUAUGGAGGUGGCGGCGGAGAGUAGUGAGGUGGUGGGGGCGACGGGUAUGGAGGUGGCGGCGGAGAUCCAGGUGGAGGAGGGGGAUAAAACACUGGAGGGGGUGGUGAGUAUGCUGGGGGAGGAGGAGACUUCGGCGGAGGUGGAGGAGACCGGACGCAGUAAAUAGGUGCCGGCGGGGAAGGUUGAGGAGGUGAGGGAGGAGGAUGUACCGGCGGAGGUGGAGAAGGCGGUGGGGGCGACGGCGGCGGUGGCGGAGGUGGUGGCGGUGGCGGCGGAGGUGGCGAAGGGGAAGGUGGCGGCGGAGAUGGCGGUGGUGGAGGUGGUGGAGGUGGAGGUGGAGGUGGAGGUGGAGGUGGAGGUGGAGGUGGAGGUGGAGGUGGAGGUGGAGGUGGAGGUGGAGGUGGUGGCGGAGGUGGCGGAGGUGGCGGAGGUGGCGGAGGUGGAGGCGGCGGAAGAGGGGGUGGUGGAGGUGGAGGGGACACCGGAGGGGGUGAAUAG
Spirodela intermedia is the source of this 542-nucleotide messenger RNA. The record is from the annotation of a GenBank genome assembly. Lineage: Eukaryota; Viridiplantae; Streptophyta; Magnoliopsida; Alismatales; Araceae.